This is a messenger RNA of Myxocyprinus asiaticus (Chinese sucker), 1622 nucleotides long. Its product is annotated as ribonuclease H1-like. The record is from RefSeq and is a predicted model, not a curated record. The coding region runs from base 212 to 1051 and encodes 279 amino acids. Gene Ontology annotation, molecular function: nucleic acid binding; magnesium ion binding; RNA-DNA hybrid ribonuclease activity. The transcript has 9 exons. Gene Ontology annotation, biological process: DNA replication, removal of RNA primer. NCBI's taxonomy places the organism in Eukaryota, Metazoa, Chordata, Actinopteri, Cypriniformes, Catostomidae.
UAUAAACCCACAGAAGAAGAAGCGAAACUGAAGAGCCACAAGAAGAUACGCAUGUUUUGGCGUUUUUUGCUAACAAAAGUUUAAAUGUACUGAAUUCAUUAGAAUUUCGUGAAAGGUUUCGUCUCCAACAGGUUGUUUUUAUGAGACUAUUAUAUGUAACCCCUUACGACUAAUGGAUGCUGCAAUGUUUACCCUGCUGUGAGCUGAGAUUAUGUUGAGAUUGCCUGGAUUUUUCAAUGUUGUACGCAGGGCUCUCUGUACAAGUGCAGAAGAGAUGGGCAAGAAAGGAAACUUCUUCUACGCUGUGAGGAAAGGAUUCAGACCUGGAGUAUACAAAACAUGGGAGGAAUGUAAACAUCAAGUGGACAAGUUUGGCGCUGCCAGUUUUAAGAAAUUUGCCCUUGAAGAUGAUGCUUGGGCCUUUGUGAGGAGCCGAUCAACAGCAUCAUCUUUUGGCAGAACAGAGGGGUGUGACCAUGAGGUCCUGCCUCCUAGAAAUGUGCCUGAUGCCUCAAUGGUUUUUCCGCUCGGAAGGAAAAGGACCCGUGAAGACUCUCAAGAUGAGGGAGUGUCUAGUGUUAAACAAGUGAAACUGAUUGAGCCCCCACAGCCAAAGUCAGCUGCAGUCAGCAGUGAUGGCUUUACUUAUAUGGGUGAUGCAGUAGUGGUGUACACUGAUGGCUGUUGUACAGCCAAUGGGAGAAAUGGAGCACGUGCAGGAAUCGGUGUAUAUUGGGGGCGUGAUCAUGCACUUGCAGAUUUGAAUUAUCUUCCCAGGAAUGUGGCAGAGAGGCUUCCAGGGAGACAGACUAACCAAAGAGCAGAAUUACAGGCAGCUUGUAAGGCACUAGAGCAAGCCAUAGAAAUGAACUUUAAAAAGAUUGUGCUCUACACAGACAGCAAGUUCACCAUUAACGGCAUCACAAGUUGGGUCAAGACAUGGAAGACAAAUGGUUGGAGACUUAAAAGUGGUGGGAAUAUAAUCAACAAGGAAGACUUCCAAAAAUUGGACGAACUAAAUGCAGAUCUUGAGGUCGUAUGGAUUAUUUGACAUGCUGAUGAAUAUAAUCAUAUUAAAAGAUGCAUAUUCCAGGUCAUGCUGGAUAUACAGGCAAUGAGGAGGCAGACAGACUGUCCAGAGAGGGAGCGGCAAAGCCCUCUUGUUAGCAAUGAUAAUGUUAUUACUGUUGUCAUUGUUCAUUUUAUGAUGAUACACAAUGUUUUAGCUGCCUGGGAAUUAGUUUUUUAGUUUGUUUCCCCUUGAUAGCUAAUGCACUUUUUCAUGUUGUAAUAUUGAAAACAACACUAGAAAAGCAUUUCUUUUAUGAAGAGUGAUGCUUAUUCAAACUUUUUGGUUUUGAUUGUUGUUUGAAAUGUAAUUUUUGAUUUAUAUUGAUUCUGAAAUUGAUUCUUUGAACUUAAUUUGUUUCUCUCAGGAUACCCUGUUUUUUCUUUAAACACAUAAGAACUGUUUUGGGCGUUACAAGUAACAGAAAUAAUUGUUGUCAUAAUGCUUGUGUUAGCCAGCAGCAUGACCAUUAUUGUACCACUGCAAUUUGUUAUUGAUUCUCCUUGUAAUUUUUUAUGUGUUUGAAAUUAAAGGUAAAUUUACUUUUGUGUUA